Messenger RNA from Penicillium digitatum Pd1, 432 nucleotides. NCBI's taxonomy places the organism in Eukaryota, Fungi, Ascomycota, Eurotiomycetes, Eurotiales, Aspergillaceae. The record is from RefSeq and is a predicted model, not a curated record.
AUGGCAACCACAAAGUCAUCAUCAUUUACACUGAAGGGUAUCGAUCCCGACAUGAUCACGAACCUCAACACCGUCAUCCCGCCCCGAGAGAGCCGCCCACCAAGCCAAGCUUCAUCCCGCGGAAGAAACAGGGGAUGGUCUCCAGCUCCAUCCCCAGACGAAGAUGACAUGAUGUCCCGCGUAUCCCGCGGCCGAGGACGGCCCGUCCCUGCCCCACGUGGCAACAUCCGUGGCAAGGACCUUCUCGUGGUCGAUCAGCAUUCUCUGGAAACAACCAUCGCGCUCGCUCCCCGAACCCGCCCCUUCCACGGGGUCCUCCCCCACCAAGAGGCGGUGGCCGAGGCCGUGGACCGCAACGAGGAGGAGGAUUCUCACGCGGACCGCGUGGCGGCGGUGGCAGAGGCCGCGGGUGGUAAAAAGGAGGUCAGGUGA